Molecule: messenger RNA, 888 nt
Organism: Trypanosoma brucei brucei TREU927
Lineage: Eukaryota; Euglenozoa; Kinetoplastea; Trypanosomatida; Trypanosomatidae
Exons: 1
Coding region: 1-888 (295 amino acids)
Source: RefSeq, a predicted model, not a curated record
AUGGAUGGCGAGGGAUGUACCGCGGAACGUGGGGAAAAGGAGUUUGAUCCCAUUUUCGACGAGGCUGAAAAGCACCACCGACGAUGGCUUCAGCGGCGCACAGUUGGUGAUGAUGGUAACAGCGAUGUUGUUGAAGAAGACAGAGGUGUGACUACUGAGUUUGAGGAGUUAGACGAGUCGGAUGUAGAGAUGGCGGUUCGCAGGGAGGCGGAAAACAACAAGGAUGGUGAUAUCGAGGUUGUAAACGAGGAGGCCUCUCCGGAACCUGAGGCAGUUGAGGACGACGUGAAAGACGAUGUGUCGGGUAAGAGGUUCCGGAAGUGUGAUGCAGUAGCGGCGCGAGCGUGGCUCAAAACCCUCGGCACGGAGGAUUUGGCUCAUGACGACAAUGGUGCACCGCAGUCGAUCGACGCGGCAGACGAAGGGGAAGGGGAAAAAAGCCCGUCCAGCGUCCGCAGCCCGGUUGCUCGUGGAGACGUUGUGGGAAAGUUCCACGCUCGUUCCCUGUCACGAGAGGGGAGAGGGACCAGCAGUGUGAUCGUCGAUUCCGCUGUGGAAAAGGAAAAUUUUAGAGAAAUCAUCAGCACAUUAGCCCCACUUAAGCCACUGCCCACUGGGAUACGUCCGAAAACUACCCAGUCAAGUGGCAUGGGGGACUCGGGUUUAGGGAGUGACAGCGGGAAGGUGGAAGCAAACAGUAGCAAUCAGACCAACUGCAUGAAGGAGGCAGAAGAAGAAGUAGGAGAUCACGUGGAGGCGAUAAGGGAGGGCAGGGGAGAGCAAAGUGACGUGGGGACAGAGGGUAGUAAGACGGAGGAGAGUAUAGGGGUAGAGGUAGAGGGGGAUGGAGGCAAUGAAACCACAGGUGAAGAGAUGGAUUUGAGAUAA